UGUCAAAAUAGACUUGCCAGGUCAAAGUUUAGAGAUACGACGGACGAAAAAAUGUCGAGUGCUCUGGUGUUUCCAUUGAAGUGUGCAGUGCAGCAGUAUGCCUGGGGGAAGGUGGGUUCAGACAGCGAGGUCGCCAAGUUGAGUGCCAGCAACGAUUCCAACUUUGUUGUCGACAACAGCGCCACCUAUGCAGAGCUGUGGAUGGGAACCCACCCCAAAGGUCCCAGUACCAUUGUGUCCCCUGGCAUGCCUGACACAUCCCUGGCACAGUGGGUACAGGACAACCCUACUGCCCUGGGGGAGAAGGUUCUACACAAGUUUGACAAGCAGCUACCCUUCCUCUUCAAGGUCCUGUCAGUCAACACGUCAUUGUCUAUACAGGCCCAUCCAGCUAAGCGACAUGCUGAGGAACUGCAUGCGGCUCGGCCUGACAAGUACCCAGACCCUAACCACAAGCCUGAGAUGGCCAUCGCUCUCACACCCUUCGAGGGUUUCUGUGGGUUCAGACCACUGGAAGAAAUUGUGGGCUUCCUAAAAGGUGUUGCAGAGUUCCAGGCUGUGGUAGGGUCCGAGGCAGCGGAGGCCCUGAUGACCGCCCAGUCCUCUGGCCAGCCUGACCAGGUGGCUCAGGCCAUGCAGAAAUGUUUCACUGCCCUCAUGACGUGUGACAAGGACACGGUAGCCAAACAGCUGGCUUCUCUUCUAGACAGGCUCUCCAAACAUGGUGAUGUUGCCAUGUCGGACAGUAAUAAGGAGUUGUUCCAGCGGCUUCACUCCCAGUUCCCCGGUGAUGUCGGCUGUUUUGUCACCUUCUUCCUCAACCACAUGAGACUGCAGCCUGGGGAAGCCAUGUUUCUGGGUCCUAACAAGCCACAUGCCUAUCUGUCAGGAGAUUGCAUGGAGUGCAUGGCGUGUUCAGACAACGUGGUGAGGGCUGGGCUCACGCCGAAGUACAUCGAUGUGACCACGCUGUGUGAGAUGUUGGAGUACGUUCCCAGCAGCCCUCAGCAGCAGAUCUUCCCCUGUCAGAAACACCCCACAGACUCCGCUGUCUCCAUCUACAACCCACCUGUGCCAGACUUUGCUGUCGCUAGGAUACAGAUUCCAGCAGACUGUGCCCAGCCCUGUACCUACACACUAGAAGCUGUGGACAGUGCCAGUAUUGUGCUGACCGUGGAGGGAGAGGGGGAGGGCACCACUUCAUCUGACACCAAUCACAAGGUCCAGUUCUCCCGCGGGAGUGUGGUGUUUGUGUCCGCUGACCAGAGUGUCAACAUCUCCUGUAGGUCCAAAGGCAUGCUCAUGUUCCGCGCUUUUUGUCCGUUAGACUGAAUAGAUGUGCCAUUCACUGUACCAAGACCUAGGGAAAAGAUGGGGUGUUUUCUGUUUCCCGACCGACCCAAGAAAAAACUGCUGACCCUAGCCUUUUUAGGGGGUGGACACCAGGAAGGGACAUAAAUUUUCUCAAGCUAAAGCUUUUCUAUCUCCAUGAUCUGACACCUGAGUGAAGAAAUGUUGUGCAAUCAGUUUUCCAACUUACAUGUAUAUUGAAAGUACAAGUUAGACUAGUGUCCUCUUGCAAGUUUUACUUUGUUAAACUGUAUAUAGAGAGGUCGCCAAGGUAAAAAAAAAACCAAGGUACAGUAAUCCCCACUUACGGACCCUAAUUUUUUUCAGGACUGAAACAGGAAACACAGUAUUUUUUCCCCAGGCCUAAGCCAUCCUCACAGCUCAUAAAUAUUACUGGUCAAAUACAUGCUAAUCCUAUUAAAAAGAGUACUCACCUCUAACUGGUUACCUCCUGAAUGGCCAUACUUUUUGUCAAUCAUUGGCCAUAAUUUUUGUCUAUCAUCAGGAACCAAUUUUUUUUCUUCAACAAAUGACAAAUACUGGGGAAAGGUAUACAAUCAAUGUCAUACAUUGAUGACUAAAAUAAAGAAGUUUAUUUGUCAUUUAGGCUAAGCAUAACGGACGGUCCCCCACACGAAGGGGGACAAGCAUCACUAAUUAAGAACAGGCCGGUGCGUCCAAGCCGGCUCUUCAUUCAGAUCUGAGCGUUCCUAGGUGUGGUCACGAAACUUACCCCACACGCGAUGGCUGGAAGUUUCGAUUUCAAAUUAGCUCAAUGUAUAAAUUAAAAGGAAAUUGUGGAAAACCUUAAAUGUAGGGAUAGCUGAUUGAAUUAAGAUUGACUAAAAUCUAUUUGUCAAAUGUGUUAAUGUUAGAUACAGAUGGGGCCAUAGGGAUUAUAGAUAGGAAGAAUUAUGAUAAAUCUAUCAGGUGAAAUAAAAAAAUAUUUUGCAAAAAAAAAUAAUUUUAUUGCUAAAGGGGAUGACCCCAGUGCCAAAUUGAUUAAAAAUAAUGAAUGAUACAAAUUCAGAUCCAAUAUGCAUAAUGUGUGUUACAUUUUUGGAAUGUUAUAUUAAAUUUUAUGAUUACUUCCGUGCACUCUUCUUUACAUCACAUACACAUGUUUGUUCAAACAGCAUAUGACACCCACUGUACAAUAUUGCAUCAAGGGACAAGGAAAUUACAGCAAUAAGUACAAAUGUAAGACGUAAAAUCUAUUUGAAAGUGGUUUUUACAGCUUUAUGUAGUCAAGAGUACAUUCAUAGCCCUAUUGGGCCUAGUGCAGCCUAUUACAGACCAGACCCCUAAAGCACGAGAUUUGUUUAAGUGCUAUAUAUAGGUGUAUAAUAGUGUACUGCUACAUUUCCUGGCAUUCGUUUUCAGAAUCUUUGAAUAAUACAAUCAGUUGGAGAAUACUCUCUGAAAUUUUCAAGGACAGUUUUGUCAUACAGUAAACUAGAUACUGGACAGUCACUUAGUUGAUCAUGAAAUGCAUGUACCUACUACCAUCAUGUUAUACUUACUAAAUAGUCUACUGUAGAUUGGCUCAAAUUACAAUUUGGAAUUCUGGCUGAGUUUUCUCAGAAUUUUACCCGAGAUUCCUAGAAUAGACACUGACCUUUUUUAGCAUAUUAAUGUGGAUAAAAAUUGUGUCACUCCAGGUGACACAGCCUAUCAUUUAUAUGUAAAUUUUGUAAGUAUCAUAUGUGUGAUACUAAGUGCCAUGUUGCAUUGUGGCCAUAGAUUUUAGUUAUUUUUAGUAAUUCAGGAAUUGGUGCUUUCUGUAUGAUUUUCAAAGAAACGUGGGAGCAAUGUUUUAAUUGACCACCAAAUAAACAUUACAAGGGGAUCA
This is a messenger RNA of Branchiostoma belcheri (Belcher's lancelet), 3202 nucleotides long. RefSeq names its product mannose-6-phosphate isomerase-like. The transcript has 8 exons. The record is from RefSeq and is a predicted model, not a curated record. Gene Ontology annotation, cellular component: cytosol. NCBI's taxonomy places the organism in Eukaryota, Metazoa, Chordata, Leptocardii, Amphioxiformes, Branchiostomatidae. Gene Ontology annotation, biological process: GDP-mannose biosynthetic process; carbohydrate metabolic process. The coding region runs from base 52 to 1332 and encodes 426 amino acids. Gene Ontology annotation, molecular function: zinc ion binding; mannose-6-phosphate isomerase activity.